This is a messenger RNA of Diospyros lotus (date-plum), 623 nucleotides long. RefSeq lists its product as uncharacterized. The transcript is spliced from 2 exons. NCBI's taxonomy places the organism in Eukaryota, Viridiplantae, Streptophyta, Magnoliopsida, Ericales, Ebenaceae. The coding region runs from base 45 to 422 and encodes 125 amino acids. The record is from RefSeq and is a predicted model, not a curated record.
GAGAGAGAGAGAGAGAGAGAUCCAAGGAGGGCGACGAUAAAGGAAUGUCUCGGCCAUCUCUAGGUUACCCUCUGGGGCUGGCUAUUUUGGUGGUCCUGCUGCUUUGCAUUAGUGGCUUCUUCUCUUGCUGCUACCACUGGGAUAAGCUUCGCCUCCUUCUCCACCACCCCUUCCUUAAUGCCGCCGCCUCUCCAUCAUCUCAACCUCCGAUCACCAGUCAUGGGUUAAUUAUGUCGCCGUUAUCUCAAAACUGUCAUGGUACGCAUGUAUUUGACAAGAGUUUUACUUUUAUGUUAAUUAUUGAAUGCAGAGCAAAACCAAAACCAAAACCAAACCAAAGCUUGAGUGUGCUGAUGCCAGGAGAUCAUCGUCCAAAGUUCGUAGCUUUGCCCACCCCACAGGAAUUAGAAAUCAUAGUUUAAAAUGAAUUGGGCAGCAACUAAGACAAAGAAAAGAAAGAUUGGCUCCAAGUAUUUCCAUUUACAAUAAUGCUAAUUGGAUUUACAUGGGUUUCAGCAAGGGCACAAAUAGGGUUUUUAGUAUCAUUAUAAUUGUAAUUUUAAUUUUAUGUAGGUUCGUAAUCAUAAUUAUAUAGCUAUGGAUUUUUAUAAUCGUUUUUGUAA